GUUGCCUAACUAAGAGUACAUCAUCUUUGAUGACAAGGGGUAACUUCGAGGAAUCAGCUCCCAAGUAUUCUUAUAUAAACCUUUUGCCUCAUCCCCUUUAGCCUAUGCUUUUAAGUUAUAAUCUAAUCUCAAACCCCCUCUCUCUGCGACUGUUGAAGCUCUUCAAAAGUCUCUCCCAGACCUUUUCUAUAGCUAAGGAGCACAAAGUAAGCAUGGAGACGCGGAAACAGCAAGGAACCCAAGCUCCAAUUCAAUUGAUCAGCAGCUUCUAUUUCCUGAAGCUAGUCGCCAAAAUUUUGGUCCCAUUGUCUGUCCUUUCUGUUAUAUUAUCCUACCCUUUGUUAUGCAACUUCCAUAUAUUGGCAUACGGUUUGCAACUCUUCAAUUUCAGCAUUGGUAAGAAUUAUAUGUUCCUACUUUGCAACGGGCUUCUUGUUUUUAUUGCCACCAGCUCUGGUUUGAUCCGUAGUUCUUCGGUAAAAACUGAUUCUAAAGCUGAAAAGACCAUCAAGAGGAAGGGAUGCAGUCAGAGAGAACAGCUUGAAUCAUCAGAGAAGAAAGGGUCGAUUGAAAAGGCAAAAGUUACUAUAGAAGUUGAUCUAGAAGCACGAGAAUCACAAAUGGAUUCCUUGGCCCUGGUACAAGGAACAGAAGAUGUCCCCGUGGUCGUACAAGAUGAAGGUGAAGAACAGAGUAGUGAGCUUAUUGUAGUUGAGGAAGAUGAAGAUGAAGGACUUGGGUUGAUGAGUAAAGAAGAGUUAAACAAGAAAUGUGAGGAAUUUAUUAGAAAGAUGAAAGAAGGAAUCCAAUUUGAAGCCCGGCAACUGAUCAUGGUUCAAUGAUUGAAUUUAACACACUCAAGAGUCUAGGCAUCAACCUGCUUGUAGUUAUAGAUUUCUGUAACUUGUUUUCUUUCUUUUGCUUGUCUCUUAAGUCCCUAACCCGAGGUUUUGUUUUGAAUAAUUUGCACACAUACCUGGUUACCUUGUUAGUAUUUUUUUUCCCAGAAAUUUGAUUUCUGAGUUACCUCUAAUAAUUUCUGUUAAUGUAAAUUAUAAGCUGUGAUGAAAUGAUUUUUAAUGCAAAUAAUCAUGUAUUGGGAUUUGAUGAUGGUAA
Molecule: messenger RNA, 1116 nt
Organism: Theobroma cacao (cacao)
Lineage: Eukaryota; Viridiplantae; Streptophyta; Magnoliopsida; Malvales; Malvaceae
Source: RefSeq, a predicted model, not a curated record